AUGCCACGAAAACUUUUAAAAUUUCUCAUAAUCUUCGAUAAUACCUCAUUGCUAUAUUUUCCCGGGCAAUUUCUCUCCGGUCGAGUCCUUCUCGAACUGCAAGAUGACACCCCCGCUCUGGGUUUACAUUUCCAUGUUGUCGGCGAAGGUGUGGUGCGUGCCGGUUCGGCACGACAAGAACGUGGUACAUAUGACAAAGAAAAUUAUAUAGAUUUUCGUAUGCGUCUGCUGGGUGAUGUGGAUCAAGGACCCACAGUCCUCUCACCGGGCAUACAUAGUUUCCCUUUCAAAUUGGGUCUACCCAUGGGUUUGCCAUCGACAUUUUUGGGUCGCUACGGUUGGAUACAGUAUUAUUGUAAGGCGGCGCUGCGGGAAACUAAUGGUCUGAUACAUAAAAAUCAUCAGGUAUUCAUUGUUAUGAAUCCAAUCGAUUUGAAUAUGGAGAAGCCAAUAUUGUCGCAACCCUUCACCUGUGAGGUGGAACACAAAAUGGGUGUGGCCUGUGUGGGCGGAGGCCUGGUAAAGUGCCGUGUUGCCUUAGAUCGUGGUGGCUAUGUGCCGGGCGAGAGUGUCCUUGUAACGGCAUUUAUUUCUAAUCAUAGUAAUGUUACCAUUAAAAGGACCAAAGCAUCUUUAACAGAGACUGUUGAAUAUUUGGCUCGCGGUAAAGUGGUGCAAACUGAAAAGCGUGCUUUAGCUGUCUUAGUCCGAGGUAAAAUCCGUCCCGGUGGCAAAGAUGAAUGGCAAAAUGAUAGCCUCUAUGUGCCACCCUUGCCACCCACAAAUCUCCAUGGUUGCCAUUUAAUACGUAUCGCCUACGAUGUGUUCUUUGUCAUUGAACCCAAGUCGCUGGAAAAGGAAAUCAAAUUGCAGCUGCCCAUAUUAUUGGGCACCUAUCCAUUCCGUUCGCCAGCCAAUGAUAUUUCAAAUACAUGGCCGGAUUCGGUGCUUAAACCAGAUACCCAUUAUCCCUCAUCAUUGCCAAUAUUCCGGCCUUGGUUAAAUGAUAAACCGGAAAACUAAAAAAAUACGA
This is a messenger RNA of Musca vetustissima, 1033 nucleotides long. RefSeq names its product arrestin domain-containing protein 2 (gene Vdup1). Gene Ontology annotation, biological process: protein transport. Bases 1 to 1023 code for a protein of 340 amino acids. The transcript has 3 exons. Gene Ontology annotation, cellular component: cytoplasm. Lineage: Eukaryota; Metazoa; Arthropoda; Insecta; Diptera; Muscidae. The record is from RefSeq and is a predicted model, not a curated record.